AGGCCCCCUGCGCAUCGUGGCCCUAAUCAUCGUUAUGGGUCUCACCUGGAUCCUAGUCACCAUCCUCCUAGGUGGUCCUGGUGUUGGCCUUCCUCGAAUUCAGCAAUUCUUCACCAGCCCAGAGAACUCAGUGACUGCAGGCCCACCGAAGUGACCACAUCCUCUGGAAUGGAAGAUAGUGUCACCCUCUGGGCUUGGACCCUCUUUGGCCUCUUCAUUCCUAGCUCUGUAUUUAAAAUCAACCUCCCUCCCUCCUUCCCUUCCUUCCUCCCUCCCUCCCUCCUUUCCCCCUUACCUCACUUCCAUCUUUCUUCCUUCCUUUUGUUUUCAUUCCCUUGUUUUUUCUAUUCUUGUAUUCUCAUCUCAGUUCUUUUCAUAGACUGACAAUGUUUCUGUUGGUAUAAAUCUCAAGCAAACUUUGCUGGCCUCUCAUGCAGCUCAUGAGGGCCUAAGUUAUAAGACAAAAGAGCCCCUCACAGAUCUAUUCUGUAUAAUCCCAUCUGAGGUCCAGGCUUCUGAGAGGCAGGAGCGCACAUAAAAUCAUGGGCUUCCUUUCCUUAGCAAGUUCUUAGCCAGCCAUCAUCUCUGUGUUCCCUCUAAAGGAUACUUUUAAAAAGUUUUACAGUGCUGGAAAUGAAGCCCAGGACCUCACACAUACUGAACAAAUACUCUCUCUCCACAGAGCUAUUUUUCUGGUCCAUAAAAUGUUUCAGUUUUUUUAACAGAGUUUCACUCUAUAACACAAACUGACUUUGAACUUACUCUGUAGCUCUCAAGCUCUAUGUUCCUGCUGCCUUACCCUAUCAAAUUCUGGGAUUUGGACUGCUUUAUCAAUUUUUGCAAUAUAAUUAAGCCAACAUUUUCUUUCCUUCCCUUUCCUUUGUGAUAGGACUUAAUGAAUGCCAGGCUAUCAUUAAACUCACUAUAAAGCCAAGGGUAACCUUAAAUCCUGAUCUUCCUGCCUCCAUCCCCCAAGUGCUAGGAUUACAAGCCUAUGUCUGGCUAGCCUGAGAUUUUUCUAUAUCUUUAUAUUCAUUCUAUUUUCUUCAUGAUUAAUAUUUCUUUCCCCAACUGUUCUGUCUACUCUCAUUUUACCAUAAGCAGCAGCAAGGAAAAACCAGACCAUGCCUUUUACAGUAUGCUUGAGAAUCUCCUUUCCUAUAAAGCCCCAGAACAAUUGGCACUUUAUAACAAGGCUAACCUUUCCUCCCACACCCAAUAAUGGCUUCUUCAACUUCCUUCUAAGGUCUCACCAAAAGAUCUAUGAUAUUCAUGUUCCUAUCGAUACUUUGUUUAGGAUGAUGUAAAUGAAAGCUUCAACAGAAGACUCUCCAUUGUUCUUUCUUUCUUUUUGAGCUUGCACCAGAAUUGUGUUUACUAUCCAUGUUGCUAAAUUUGUUUUAAUAUAGAGCUUACUAUACAGGCCAGGAUAGCCUUGAAAUCAUGAUCCUUCUACAUCAUCCUUCCAAGUCCUGGGAUUACAGAUAUUCAGUACCAUACCUGGCUUCACUUUGUAUUCCUACCAGCAGGGUUUCGGGUUUUCUUUGUUUUUGUUUUUGUUUUUGUUUUUGUUUUUGUUUUAAGCAAUGCAGGGCUCUUUCUACUGCACAUCUCAAAACUCUGUAGCUUUUGUUCACUCUACCGAGUUCCAAAUCCAUUUUUACAUCCUUAGGUAUUUGUGGUAUUUGUUUAUAUAAACCCCCAAUUCCUGGCACCAAAACCUAUUAUUAGCUUCCUGAAGCUACUCUGAGAAGAGCAGAAUAAAGCAGGUUCUUUAAACAACCAAAAUUUAUCUUCUCAAUUUUUGGGACCAAGAGUAUGAAUGGAAGUGUCAACAGGGCUGUGCUCCCUCUGAAAGCUCCAGGUAAGGGUCUUUCUGUGCCCCUGCAGAUUCUAGAAGCCUUCUAUGUGCCUUAUCUUGCAACUGCUCCACUCUGCCUUUGCCUGUACUUUCUCACAACAUCUCCUGUAUGCUUUUGUCUCAUAAGGACACCAGUCACACUAUGUUAAGGGCUCAACAUGCUCCAGUAUGGCUUUAUCAUAACUUACCUAUCUGUAAGUUUCCCAGCCACAUUCUGAGGAACUGAGAGUUCCAACUCCAGUAUAAUUUGUAGGAUCAUAAUUUAAGCCAUUACAGAAGUCAUCUCCACCCUUACCCUGAAAAAAUACAGAGGCUAGUAGAGCCCCAUGCUGUGCUCAUCCACCUCAGCUCAUCUACUUUGGUCUGUGUUCCUCAUUCACAUAGCUCCUAUCCUGACUUUCUGGACCCUCUACUUUGUUCUGGUUAUACAAGGGUUCUAAGCCAGCUGUCUACCCCCUUUCCCUUUUCCUACCAAUAGCAGAAAAAUCUAAUUCUUGAAGUCCCUCCCUCCUUGCCAACACACCACUUGGAAGCAUCCCCAGCUUUGAUCUUAGCCCUCUACACCUCCUUCUCCAUUUCCAUGCUCUGUAGCCGUUCCUUCAGUUCUGUGCCUGGUCCUGACCUUUACCCUCAGAUCUUAGGUGACACCAGGGCCAGACAUAUGGGUCACAUCUGCUAUCAUUACUCAGAACCAAGGGCCAGGAAGUACAAGUGCGGCCUGCCCCAGCCGUGUCCUGAGGAGCACCUGGCCUUUCGCAUAGUCAGCGGGGCUGCCAAUGUCAUCGGGCCCAAGAUCUGCCUCGAGGACAAGAUGCUCAUGAGCAGCAUCAAGGACAAUGUGGGCCGUGGACUGAACAUCGCCCUGGUGAAUGGGGUCAGUGGUGAGCUCCUAGAAGCCAGAGCCUUUGACAUGUGGGCUGGAGAUGUCAAUGAUCUCUUGAAGUUCAUCCGGCCGUUGCAUGAAGGUACCUUGGUGUUUGUGGCAUCCUAUGAUGAUCCAGCUACCAAGAUGAAUGAAGAGACCAGGAAGCUUUUUUCUGAGCUGGGCAGCAGGAAUGCCAAGGAGCUAGCCUUCCGUGACAGCUGGGUGUUUGUGGGAGCCAAGGGUGUGCAGAACAAGAGCCCCUUUGAGCAGCAUAUGAAGAACAGUAAGCACACCAACAAGUAUGAGGGCUGGCCAGAGGCCCUGGAGAUGGAAGGCUGUAUUCCUCGAAGGAGCUAACACAGCAGAGCUCUGGGACCAGACUGAAGGAGGCAGCAUGGCACCAGUGUAGGGUGGAGCCCGUGCCCCAUGCCCAGGCAUGAGGCUCCCCCUUCCUAACACAUUAGGGCUUGAAAGUGGCCUCAAGGUGAUGGGGACUGCAGGGCUGGCCCGUUUCAUUUUGUCAGGAAGUUUAGGUACCUGUGUCUUUGUUUUCCUAAAGCUGAUCCCACAGUCAGUUACCAAUCAGCCCCUUCCUCUGCCCCUCCUGUUUCAUCUUCUGUUUCUUGAGUGCCCCCAGAGGCAAGGGUCUUCAGUGCUUGGUCCUCCUACUGGAACAUCCAUCCGGUAGGUUGGGACAUUUUCAAGAAACUCUCCAUCCCAGAGGCACUGCACUGCUAUCCAACCCUGUUUUCAAUGUGAUCUUUUAAUUAAGCCAAAUCAGAGCUUAAUCAGAUGACUUCUGCAAGCCUUAAUAGAGCAAUUUGACCUUUAGUGCCCAAGUAGCUGGAGUCCAAUCAGAGUCCCUCACAAGGUGUAUGACAGUAUGCAGUUUGUCAGAGGGUUCACCUUCUAAAUGACCUGUUUGUUAAUAAACUAAUCUUUUGAAGUGAAAUAAAGUAUAUUCAGAUGUCCUCAGUGGAAA
Messenger RNA from Rattus norvegicus (Norway rat), 3708 nucleotides. The record is from RefSeq and is a predicted model, not a curated record. NCBI's taxonomy places the organism in Eukaryota, Metazoa, Chordata, Mammalia, Rodentia, Muridae.